Camellia sinensis is the source of this 2266-nucleotide messenger RNA. Its product is annotated as transcription factor bHLH122. Gene Ontology annotation, biological process: regulation of transcription by RNA polymerase II. Lineage: Eukaryota; Viridiplantae; Streptophyta; Magnoliopsida; Ericales; Theaceae. The record is from RefSeq and is a predicted model, not a curated record. Gene Ontology annotation, cellular component: nucleus. Gene Ontology annotation, molecular function: RNA polymerase II cis-regulatory region sequence-specific DNA binding; protein dimerization activity; DNA-binding transcription factor activity, RNA polymerase II-specific.
ACUCUCUUCUCUGUCUCUCUCUCCUAUCUUCUUUCUCUCUCUUCUCUCCUUCCACUUUCUCUCUCUUCCCUCACUGGCACUCACCAACAACACCGCUGCUCCCACUACCACUCCCACCUUCUGCUCUAGAGAUAGAAAAAUCAAAUUUAGAGCGAGAGAGAAAGGAGAGAGAGAGAGAGAGAGGUUUCUCUCGUUGUGUUCUGCUUUUGUGUUCUAACCUGUUACUACUAUUAUAUUCUCUGUUUUUUCAGUGACUAUUGCUAUUAUUAUCGUCUCUCGACUUCAGUGAUUGAGCUUCAAUAUCUUAAUAGCGUUUCAGACUGUAUAUAAACAUAUAUAUAGGUGUAUAGUGCUUUGUGCUGAUAAUUAGGGUUUUGAGUGAAAGAAUCUGAAGUACAAUUGGUCCUCUGUGCUAAAGCCAUGGCAGAGUAUCUAAAAUAUUGAGGUGAAUUUGAUGUUUGGAUUUUAUCAAAAGUGCUUUGGUUGUUUAUUACUCUCUUUCAACUUGAUCUGGUGAAAGGAGAGCGUGAGAGAGCGUUUUGAGGAUUAAUGGAUUCAGAUUUUGGGUUUCGCGGUGAGGAAUGUAGUGAUGAUAGUCAACAGGUGCAACAGCAGCAACCAAUAAGGAAUUCUGGAUUGGUGAGGUAUCGAUCUGCGCCGAGUUCCUAUUUUGCAAGGCUCGUCAACACUGGUGGUGGUGGUGGUGGAGAAAAUUGUGAUCAAUUUGUCAAUCCUCGGCCUUCAAGUCCAGAAACAGACCAAAUUUUUGCCGGAUUUAUGUCGUGUGGUGGCACACAAGACUCAACUCCUCACAAUCUAUGUGAUAUUGGGCAAAAUUCUUCAGCAAAUGAAGCUUUCCAACCACAAUUUGUUGCAAAUUUGAAGGAAGAAACUGACAUUUUUCAUCAUCAUCAUCAUGAUGAGCAGCAACACAACAGUGGUUAUUCUUCUGCUUCUGUUUCUGCUUCAGCUUCGGCUUCGCAGAUAAUUUAUCAAAAUCAGUCUCAAGAUACUCAACCAAAUCAUAACUCUGUGGCCUCUAAUUCGGGGAUGGAUAACUCUUGUGGAGUGGCGAAUUCAAUGCGAACGAAGUUAAGUGGCGGUGCUGGUUCUAGUAAUUCAAAUCUUAUUCGUCACAGUAGUUCGCCAGCCGGAUUAUUCUCCCACAUUAAUAACGAAAAUGGUUAUGAUGUAAUGAGAGGCAUGGGGAAUUUUGGAGGCGGUAAUGGUACUAAUGCAGAAGCAUGGCUUCCCUCUCCAAGCAGGUUGAAACGCCAAAUGGCUUUCUCAUCAGGGCCACCUUCUUGUUCGGGGCCAAUGGCUCCUAUCUCGGAAAAUGGAAGCAAAUGCAUGGAAAUCAGUGGCCCUGAGCAUGAAAGUUUUUGUGAAGAUCACAGAAAUGAUCGUGGUUAUAUCGCUGGUUUCCCAAUUGGUUCUUGGGAUGAUUCGGCUAUCUUGUCCAACAGUUUCCUAAAAAGACUCGAAGAUGAUGACAGAGAAACAUUCUCUGACAUGAAUGUAUCAGAGAAUCAGAAAGUUGGAGGAGGGAACCGAGCUCCCACUGUAUUAUCUCAUCACUUGAGUUUGCCGACAAGUUCAGCAGAAUUGUCUGCUAUGGAAAAGUUGUUGCAGUUUCAAGAUUCUGUUCCUUGUAAGAUCCGAGCCAAGCGGGGCUGUGCCACUCAUCCACGAAGCAUUGCUGAGAGGGUCAGAAGAACCCGGAUUAGUGAAAGAAUGAGGAAAUUACAAGAGCUUGUCCCAAACAUGGACAAGCAAACAAACACAGCAGAUAUGUUGGAUUUGGCUGUGGAUUACAUUAAAGACCUUCAGAAGCAAGUAAAGAUACUCUCAGAUAGUCGAGUGAAGUGUAGGUGUUCAAAUGAGCAUAGGCCAUAGCUCAAAAAAAGCAUGGUUGUGACUUGCUUCUCUAUACCAAGGAAGGGAACCAGAAAGAAGAUAGAAAACUAGCUGUUCAGUAGUCCCAGAGCACCACGGUUGGAAUCUUUUCAGUGUUAGAUUUAGACUUUAUGCAUAAAAGUAAAAACUAACUGUAUAGUAGAUUUUCAGUUGUAUGUAGUUUGUGUUUUUAAGUUAAGGACUUCAACCAACUUUGGCACACAGGCAUGCUCGCAAGGAGAUAUGAAUCCAAGGAGUUUGUUUAGUCCCGUUGCAUGAAUUAUGAAAUUGUGUUAAUUGUGAUCUCCCAACUAAUUGAGCGGGGAACAUUGACAAUUCCCUUGAAAUUUAAACCGAGGGCAUUAAACCA